Molecule: messenger RNA, 3132 nt
Organism: Oppiella nova
Lineage: Eukaryota; Metazoa; Arthropoda; Arachnida; Sarcoptiformes; Oppiidae
Source: the annotation of a GenBank genome assembly
UCAGUGAUGUCUUCGCCAAAGACGCCCAAGAAAGAGACCAAAGCCAAGAAACGGGAUAAAGAGAUGGAGUCUCUUAAGAAAGAGGUUGUUAUUAUUGAUGAACACGAAGUGUCUUUGGAUGAGCUCUUCGCCAGAUAUGGUCUGCAGAGCCCAGAGGCCGGACUCACUCAGGCUAAGGCCAAAGAGGUGUUUGCCAGGGAUGGACCCAAUGCUCUUCGGCCACCGCCAAAGACACCGGAAUGGGUGCAGUUCUGCCGACAACUGUCCGGAGGGUUCGCUCUCUUGCUAUGGAUCGGAGCCUUUCUCUGCUUCUUCGCCUAUGCCAUAGAAGUGGUCACAUCUGGUGAACCCAAUCCCGACAAUUUAUUCUUAGGAAUAGUGCUCACAGUUGUGGUCAUAAUUUCGGGCGUCUUUGCCUACUAUCAGGAAUCCAAGUCAUCAGCAAUUAUGGAGUCCUUUAAGAAUUUAGUGCCGCAGACGGCAACAGUGGUGCGCGACGGACAGGUGGUGACCAUAACUGCUGAGGACGUAGUGGUCGGGGAUAUCGUCGAAGUGAAAGGUGGAGACAGAAUACCCGCCGAUAUUCGUGUUAUUAAAGCCCACGGAUGCAAAGUAGACAACUCGUCACUGACGGGUGAAUCUGAGCCCCAGAGCCGCAACACCGCGAAGACGAGUGACAACCCUUUGGAGACCUCCAAUCUGGCCUUCUUCUCGACCAACUGUGUCGAGGGCGCCGCCACUGGGGUUGUGGUCAAUACGGGCGACCGAACUAUUAUGGGUCGUGUCGCUAACCUCACGACCGGUCUAGAGACGGGUCAGACACCCAUUGCCCGGGAAAUCGAGCGCUUUAUUCAAAUCAUAACAGCCAUAGCAGUCUUUCUGGGCGUCACCUUCUUUAUCAUAGCCAUUUCAGUAGGCUAUCACUGGUUGGAAGCCGUCGUCUUCCUAAUAGGCAUUAUUGUGGCCAAUGUUCCCGUAGGACUGUUGGUAACUGUGACCGUAUGUCUCAGAUUAACGGCCAAACGGAUGGCCAUUAAGAACUGUUUGGUGAAGGACUUGGAGGCCAUGGAGACGUUAGGCUCGACGUCCACCAUAUGUAGCGACAAAACGGGAACUCUGACCCAAAACCGGAUGACAGUCGCGCACAUGUGGUUCGACAACCAUAUCAUUGAGGCGGACACUACUGAGGACCAGACCGGUGUCCAGUACGACAAGAGCUCCUCCGGUUGGAAGUCAUUGAGUCGCGCCUGUUGUCUCUGCAGUCGGGCCGAGUUUAAGGCCGGUCAGGACAACAUCCCUAUCCUUAAACGUGAGUGUGCGGGCGAUGCGUCCGAAUCAGCAAUUUUGAAAUGUAUGGAAAUAGCGAUCGGAAACGUGACUCAACUCAGGAAACGAAACCCAAAGGUCUGCGAAAUACCAUUCAAUUCGACGAAAAAAUAUCACGUGACUAUCCACGAGACGGAGGACCCCAACGACCCGAGCUAUUUGUUGUGUAUGAAGGGGGCGCCCGAACGCAUCCUCGACCUCUCGGGCACUAUAUUGAUCAACGGAGAGGAGAAGCCUUUGGAUAAGGAUAUGAAGGAUGCCUUUAACGACGCCUAUCUUAAGUUGGGAGGUCUGGGCGAACGGGUAAUAGGUUUUAGUGACUUCAAACUUGCAACCGAUAAGUAUCCUAAAGGAUUUACCUUCAACUCGGAUGAGCCCAACUUCCCACUCACUAACCUCCGGUUCCUGGGCUUAGUGUCGAUGAUUGAUCCGCCGAGAGCUGCGGUGCCCGACGCUGUGGCCAAAUGCAGGAGCGCCGGCAUUAAAGUAAUUAUGGUUACCGGCGAUCACCCGAUCACUGCUAAGGCUAUAGCCAAAGCCGUCGGCAUUAUAUCAAAAGGCACUGAGACCAUAGAAGACAUCGCUCUGAGAACUAAUACUCCGGUAGAAAAGGUGAACCCGAAGGACGCGAAGGCGGCUGUAAUUAGCGGACAGAAGUUGAAGGAAAUGGACUCAAAACAGUUGGACGAAGUGCUCGGAAAUCACUCGGAGAUUGUGUUCGCCCGGACGUCACCGCAACAGAAGCUCUUUAUAGUGGAGGGCUGUCAACGACAGGGGGCUAUAGUUGCUGUCACUGGGGAUGGAGUUAACGAUUCGCCGGCGCUUAAGAAGGCAGACAUUGGCAUCGCGAUGGGUAUCACCGGAUCUGAUGUCUCGAAACAAGCGGCGGAUAUGAUUCUGUUGGACGACAACUUCGCGUCGAUAGUGACGGGUGUAGAGGAGGGACGGCUGAUCUUCAAUAACCUCAAGAAGUCGAUUGCAUACACAUUGACGUCAAACAUACCGGAAAUCUCGCCCUUCCUCUUCUUCAUAAUAUUCAACAUACCGUUGCCUUUGGGAACGAUUACCAUACUUUGCAUUGAUUUGGGCACCGAUAUGGUGCCCGCCAUCUCCUUGGCCUACGAACAGGCCGAAAGUGAUAUUAUGAAACGACAGCCCAGAGACCCAAAAGUAGACAAAUUAGUUAACGAGAGACUCAUAUCCUUGACGUACGGACAGAUAGGUAUGAUUCAAGCGGCCGCCGGCUUCUACGCCUACUUUGUCAUUAUGGCUGAGUAUGGCUUCAAAUGGGACCUAUUGUUUGGUCUGAGAAAGGACUGGGAUUCCAAAGGUGUCAAUGAUUUAGAGGAUUCAUACGGACAGGAAUGGACAUAUAAAGCCCGAAAACAAGUGGAGUACACGUGUUACAAGGCAUACUUCGUGUCCAUAGUUGUGGUCCAAUGGGCUGACCUCAUCAUCUGUAAGACCCGACGCAACUCCGUAAUACAACAAGGAAUGAGCAGCGUUUUUAUCCUACUGUCCGGGAAUACCUAUACUUCUCAGAUUAUAUCCAUUAAAGUUCUCGUGGUGGUUCAUAGCAUUGCCUUUCUCGCUAUUGAUAUUCAUCUACGACGAGGUCCGGCGGUUCUUAAUUCGUCAGUACCCGGGCGGUUGGGUAGAGCGCGAGACCUACUAUUAACACCGGGUGCUCGGCUUACGUCGAUUAGGGGAAAGGGCACGCUAUUGAUAUUCAUCUACGACGAGGUCCGGCGGUUCUUAAUUCGUCAGUACCCGGGCGGUUGGGUAGAGCGCGAGACCUACUAUUAA